AUGGUACAGCGAAGUGCUUGGCAGCUACUGAUCCUGCUCCUCAUCGCCGUUUGCGCCACCGUUCACGCCGACCGACAAUGGAGUGCGGGCGUGGGGCUUUGGGGCAAACGAUCAUACGUAAGUGGCAUUUUUUGGAUGCUUGCUCGAUUAAAAAACAUGCUUUACAUAAGUAAUAGUACAGCUUUUAUUAAAAAGUAUAAACAAACGGCUGAAAUCAUGUUUUAACGUUUUUCCUCUAGAACUAAACCUACAACAAUAUAGGCAAAAAUCAUGCCAUUUUUCAACUUUUUCAUAUAAAAACCAACUCAUAGUAUCCCCAUUUUCAGCCUCUAUUACGAAAACGAUCGCCAGACUUCAACCCAAAUAUCGAGAGCAAUCUCUGGGACAAAAGAGCCCAAUGGCAAGCUGCAAACGGCCUUUGGGGCAAAAGGUAAAUAACUUUCUUUACAGUCGUUUUCCUAUAAACCAUUUUCAUCUUAACUUUAUAGUAUAUUUUACUAUAUGUUUUUCAAACUUCGCUUUCAAAACAUAAUAAUACAUUGAAAAAGUCCAACACAUGUCACAUACAUCUACAACAAUAUAAUUAAACUGAUAGCCGUUAAUUUGUCUACACUUACAUCAUGUUUAUACAACAUUUAGCGUUUAAAGCAUCCGUCUCGAGGCCGAAAUUUUAGAUAAUAUACCUUUUUAUACCCUGUAACUUAUAAAAGCAGCUACAUUAAUAUUAAAUGUAUUAUGUCUUUAAACUUCCAUCUAACUAUCACACUUAAUGUCAGUUAAUUUCCGAAAUGCCUCUAAUUCACUCAUAUUAUCUCUUAAAACUUUCAGUUACUAAUAACAUCCAAUUUCAGAUCAGCACCUCCAGUUCCUCAAUAUGCACCAUGGAAUUAG
Molecule: messenger RNA, 891 nt
Organism: Bursaphelenchus okinawaensis
Lineage: Eukaryota; Metazoa; Nematoda; Chromadorea; Rhabditida; Aphelenchoididae
Source: the annotation of a GenBank genome assembly